AACACAUGUGCACAUGUUUUUGCUCGUACGCAGGCACGCAGCACGACCCAGCCCGCCCCCAAAAAAACGUGAUUCUACGCCAAUUUUCCACCCGCGGCCAGGAUGAAGAAAAAGCCUGCGACCCUUUCGGAUAAGCUGAACAAGCUUUUCGCCCCGGAGGACCAUUCGGACGAGUCGGGCGAUGAGACAGCGCCAAAGUUCAGCGAGUUUGAUGAAACGCCGGAUGAUGCGGGCCGCGAUGCCGCAUUGAGUGAGUUCCGCAAGCGCAACGUUCGAUUCCUGGAAGAGUUUGACCGGAAGUACAAGGGAGCAGUGUCCUCGCGGAGUGAAACCUUCGGUGAGGAUGAAGAAGAAGAGUCUGACGGAGCUGGGGAUGAUUCGGACGAUCUUGGUGGCGAUGAUGAUGAUGAUGAGGAAGAAGAUGAUAGUAGCGUGCGGAAAAGCAAACCUAAAUCACUUGUGCUACUAAAGCCACCCCGAGAGGACGAUGAUAGCGAGGAUGAUGAUGAUGACGAUGCCGGAGACAACUACGAUGACGAUGAAGAUGGUGAGGACGAAUCGGACGGAGAGGAUUACGAAGAGUCCUCGGACGAAGACGGAGAAUCAUCAUCAGCGCGCACGGCAAGAAGCAAGCAGCAAGCAUCCAAGCAACCGGAGCUCACCCUGCUCAAGGAAGAAAACCGCCAGGAAGCAAUAAACAAAGGUUUAGCGGUCCAGAAUCAGCUGAAAAUAUGGGAACGCUUGCUGGAAAUGCGCAUCAAGGUGCAGCCCUGCUUGCUCGCUUCGAACGGUCUGCCACCGCCGGAAGCGUGCGAAAAGCUGCGCUCACAAAAUGAAGAAUUUCGAGACAAGGCACAGCAAGCGGUAGCGACCGUAACGGAAGCAAUGGAUCGAAUGCUCGAGCUGCAGGAACUUCUGAUGGGUCGGUUCGCUGAGACGAAGGAUCUGCUCAAGAGUGGUUCCAAACGGACUGCAUCCAGCUCGAAGUCGUCCAAACCGAAACGGAUCGCACUGGACGGAUACGAAGCGAUGCUUGCUGGCAGGUGCAAGGAUAUGGAGGAGUAUCGGAACAGUGUGCUGAUGAAGUGGCACGAUCGGACAACGAUCGCAUCCAAGAUGCGAAGCAACCCAAUGCAGUCGCAGUCCGUGUUGAAGAAAAUCGAGGACAGUCUUAUCAAUCGGGAGGAGCUGGUGCGUAAGACGCAACUGUACCGUGGCGGUUAUACGCUGCUCGGGCGGGAGGUUCCAUCGGAGGCAGCGGGUCCAACACAACCCACCGAUCGGGAGGAUGGCCGGGAUGCAGGGGAAGAACAAACACCGUCCUCCGUUUAUGAUGGGGAAAUUUUCGACGAUUCGGACUUUUACCACCAGAUGCUGCGGGAAUUGAUUGAGUACAAAACCAGCACCACGGACAGUCCGCAGGAAAUUGCCAGCAAGCUGGCGGAGCUGCAGAAACUUCGCAACAAGAUGAAGAAAACGGUCGACACGAAAGCGUCCAAGGGUCGGAAAAUACGAUAUGUGGUACACAAAAAGCUGGUUAACUUCAUGGCCCCGGUUCCCGACUACGAAUGGACGGAUGAGGCAAAAGAUGAGCUAUUUGGCUCACUGUUCGGUCAGCGGCCAGUGGCAGAGGAGCGGUAAGGUAAAGGCGUGUUAAGUGUAUAAUUCAAAAAAUGUAAAACCAAUAAACAAAAACUGAACUCAGCGGAAAUUGCUGCUGAAAAGCAGUUAAAAAAAAUGCAGACAA
Messenger RNA from Anopheles coluzzii, 1747 nucleotides. RefSeq names its product protein Aatf (gene Aatf). The record is from RefSeq and is a predicted model, not a curated record. The transcript is spliced from 2 exons. Bases 103 to 1641 code for a protein of 512 amino acids. Gene Ontology annotation, cellular component: nucleolus; nucleus. NCBI's taxonomy places the organism in Eukaryota, Metazoa, Arthropoda, Insecta, Diptera, Culicidae. Gene Ontology annotation, biological process: regulation of transcription by RNA polymerase II.